ACAAGAUACAAAGAUAAUGUGAUCUAAAUCUACAGACACUAACGUGUACGGACGACAAGGAUAUGGUAGAAUGAUCCCACAACUGUAGCUUGACGUGAGAACAAAAGAUAUGGAUAAAAAUAUAAUGGAUAAUGACAACAUUGGGACACGCCCACAGACGUCAUCGGGUGACAAUCGGACCGACCAUUCAGAAGUUCACCAGGCACAUGCUCACUUUCCCGCCGAAGUAUCGAGAAAUGCAGCAGCAGAUGAAUUUCCACACAUACCUCCUACUCAUCAGUGCAAACAUGAUAGAGCCAAGCCCAGGUCGGAAUCAGAAUUGAAAGCGAUUUUCAAAUUUUCCCAAACUGACAAUGGAUCGGUCGAUAUUCCUAGUGUUUUGAAACACAUGUGCGGAUAUCUCACUGGACUAGAAUUGGUUAGAAAGCAGUUGCUAAGUCGUGUCAGUCGAAGACACGUCUCGAUGGAAAUACCUUCGACAGACCAUAGUGAACAUCUUGAUGACUUUUCAAGUGAUGGGGAAUUUAUGAGGAUUGGCUCCACUUCGAACGAGUAUCGAGAACGUUUGGAGGACGUGAAAGCAUUUAAAACUGGACACGCUUGCGUGAAACAAACCUAUUUCUGUAACAGGAUCCACGAACACUUUGCUGUCCGAUGUUGUCACGAGGAGAAAACGCUAGCCGAGAUAGUAAAGCGACUUAGACAUAACCCUCCAAGUGACACUGUACAUUUCUGUACAAGCAAUCAGAAAACAUAUUCCGAAUCUUUGAUACAAAGGUGGAAAGUUCUCACUGCAGUCAACAAAACUUUAUCAAAACACAUGGAAAGUUUGAGCUCUAAUUACCCAUGCUUAGCAGAAUAUUCAAACAUUGAACAACAUUUUGGGAAUGAUGGAUAUCUUGAAACGUUGAAUGUCACCGGUGAAAUUCCGAUACCGCAGGAAUGGACAAAGAAAGGAAAAUAUCAUGAUUCACUGGAAACCAGACGAAUAAUUGCACAAACUGAGAAAAGCUGUAAGGCAAUGAACGAAAAGAUAAUGAUGGACAUUGGAAAAAUGAAUGAAGUACGCAAAGAAAACUUUGUCAGGAUGUACAACAGAUGUACUGGACUGGAGAGAAUAGUAAACAAACUUACAGAUAUCAACAACGACAUUAGCAGACUGGAGAGAAUAGUAAACAAACUUACAGAUAUCAACAACGACAUUAGCAGGAACCAGGUUGCUGAAGUGGAUUUCACACAGGAAGAGACCUGGUAUAACAAGUUCAGCUACGUAUACAUCGACAUGUAUGCCAGGAAUACUGAAAAGAAAGUUACGGAAGAUGCAGCACAUGAAUGGGAAUCAUCAAAAAAAGACGAAAGGCCACGGAUGUCGAAGAAUAUUGUCGACGGAUGCAGUGCUUUACAUCAAAAGUAUGGUGAAUUGGUUGGAAUGUUAAGGGCACAAAGAGAAUCAAGAGAGCAUGGUAUCAAAGCACACGUUUCGGAGUUAGAAGCAAUGGUUGUUCAACUACAGAGCAAGAUGGCACAGAUGCAAACAGAGUUCUAUGACAAGGAGUUACGCUGGCAUGAAAAGGACCUUAGGACACAACAACAAAAUGCAAAACUGACUGAACUGCUUGAUCGGGCGACACCAUACGUAAAUCGAGAUUAUGAAGAACAAUUGCGAGAGCAUUGUCAACGACAGAAACAACAAAUUGACAAACUACAAGAAGCCUUAAUGGAGACGAGAAAAACAAUGAAAGACUUGAAGGCGGAGAAAGAAAUCUUACUUACACGAUUAAGUAAACUAGCAGGAAAUAAAUUGGUUCAUGGCAACCCCGCCAUUACAGACCUCAGUGAUUCUAACCGCCCUACAAAGCUAUCAGAGAGGUAUUCCGAGCUGUAUGACAACGAAUGGACGGAUGCGUUAGAAGAAUUAACAGAUGAAACCAGUGUUGUCCAUGGCGUUGAAGGGGUCUUCAUCAGAACCCUCCGGGCUAUUCUCAUUGAGGCAUUCACGUUUUGUUGUGAAACCGAGGCGAGAUAUGAAGAAACGAUCACACAGUCACUGAUAUGUUUGCCAAGUCCGGAUCCAGAGAGUGCCGAACAAGAACAGAAAGACAUCAGGAAAACUCUAACACAAGAACAGAUGACACAAUUUGACGAUCUUAAGAAGACAUGCGUCCCUACGCUGAUAACAGCUGUCGAAUCUAAAUUCCUGUCUUCGAUGGAGAAGCGGUUCACGAAUCUGUUCAAACAACUUGGAGGUCAUAUUAAAAGCGACCAAAAUUUGCCUAGAUCUGGAGAAGGUGAUAGUGAGUCUGCUAACAAACAGGACGAAGCCGCCUCCGAGGGAAACCACAAACGAUUUGAUCUUGGACCCUCACAGACUAUACCAAAUCAGGACACCAUCCAACAAGCCAACACUGCGGAAGAGUCAGAAUACCAGGUCCCAUUCUCAUCACUAGAGAAAACCACAAAGUUCGCUAGAAUCUGCGUCAAUUUGUGUUGGUGGAUGAGGAUCAAGAAGCCCCCGAUGCACAUUGAUGCAGAUAUGGAAGAAGGCAGUGACAUCAACGUGGAUUUCUACAAAAACUACACACAGAGAGGAAAGCGGGUUAAGUAUCAAGUGUGGCCGGCAUUGUUUCUUCACAAAGGUGGCCCAUUGCUCUGUAAAGGCAUUGUUCAGCCGUUUACGGAAGACUAAGAUUGAUAAGUUUUACUUUCGAUACAAAACUUUAUUGUGACCUAAAAUAAACGAAUUCGUGGAAACAAAAUAUAUUCAUAAUGUUAACAUUUUGCAUGCUCUUGAAGACUUAUAUUGUCAUGGACAUGUGCGGAAAUAUAAAGUCAACAUAACCCUCUUCAUAUGGUUGCUGUUAAUAUUCUAGUUUCAGCACUGUUAUCACGUAGCACAUUGCUGGAUAAAAAUCAGUCAUACGAGAAAUUCAUUCUCGUGGGGAGUACGAGUCCACAAGAGGUAUCCAGACACGAGAAAAGUGCACGCGUUGAUACUUGUUGCAGGAGGUUGUUUUGGUAUAACUUUUUCUGUGAGAUGACGGAUACGACUUCUACAAAAAGAUUAUACGAACCGGACAGGUUGACGUGAGCUUCACACAUAAAAAAAUAGUUCGCUAUACCACUGAUAACGAUAGUAUUUUCUUGUAAAAUCACAAUUGUGUUCUGUCACAACGCUAUGACUAAGACAUUAAACCUGCGCCUGAAGAUUGCCGCUCGGCUAACAAAAGUAAAGGAAACCUAAUUGUGUUGACUUGAUGUCAUAUGUACCGGUGAUAUAUAGUACCAUGUGUAAAAUGACUUUAUCAAAAAUUAUCAUUUAUUCGGAAACGUAUACAACGCAUAUAAGUUAAUCUGUAUUAUUUAUGAAAUCGCCAGCGAACAUGUAUUUUGACUCUUGUUCCUAUAUAUUAUUAAUACAGUGCUUUUGAGCAAAUGGAAUAGGUACCUCACAUAAAAUGUAAACAAAAUAUAUUUACACAGCCACGUACAUUCUAGUUUGUCAGGAUCAUUUUGCAGUUACAGCUGUGGUAGCAGUGUAUUUCCCUUCACAUUGCAGUACGAAUAUAACUUGUGAAUGUUACAGGAUAGAGAAUGUAUUAAUGAAAAUGUUCAACAAUCUUUAGAUAAUAUGACAGAAA
Messenger RNA from Ylistrum balloti, 3638 nucleotides. RefSeq lists its product as uncharacterized. Bases 110 to 2686 code for a protein of 858 amino acids. Gene Ontology annotation, cellular component: mitochondrial outer membrane. The record is from RefSeq and is a predicted model, not a curated record. The transcript has 21 exons. Gene Ontology annotation, biological process: mitochondrial protein catabolic process; mitophagy by internal vacuole formation. NCBI's taxonomy places the organism in Eukaryota, Metazoa, Mollusca, Bivalvia, Pectinida, Pectinidae.